This is a messenger RNA of Salvelinus namaycush (lake trout), 757 nucleotides long. Its product is annotated as vesicle-associated membrane protein-associated protein A-like. The record is from RefSeq and is a predicted model, not a curated record. Gene Ontology annotation, molecular function: FFAT motif binding. The transcript is spliced from 5 exons. Gene Ontology annotation, cellular component: plasma membrane; endoplasmic reticulum membrane. Gene Ontology annotation, biological process: neuron projection development. Bases 95 to 742 code for a protein of 215 amino acids. NCBI's taxonomy places the organism in Eukaryota, Metazoa, Chordata, Actinopteri, Salmoniformes, Salmonidae.
CACGUUCAGGUUCUAAACCCAGAGACUAGUCAGCAACUGACUCGUUCAAUAGUAUUUCCAUCUGUCAGUGACUCCCUGACAACUGUAGCUAAAUAUGUCAAAGUUGGAGCAGGUCCUUGUUCUCGAUCCCCCCUCUGAUCUCAGAUUUAUAGGUCCUUUCACUGAUGUCGUCACCACCAACCUGAAGCUGAAGAACCCGUCUGAUAGAAGAGUAUGUUUCAAAGUGAAGACCACGGCUCCCAGGAGGUACUGCGUACGGCCCAACAGCGGCAUCAUAGAGGCAGGCGCCACCGUCACCAUCUCUGUAAUGCUCCAGCCCUUUGACUACGACCCCAAUGAGAAAAGUAAACACAAAUUCAUGGUCCAGAGCAUCUUUGCUCCGCCUGAUGAGUCUGAACUCGAUGCUAUGUGGAAAGAUGCGAAACCCGACGAUCUCAUGGAUUCCAAGCUGAGAUGUGUAUUCGACCUGCCUUCUGAAAACGACAGAGUGAAUGACGUGGAAGGGAGCAGCGACGCUGCGGCGCCCGUGCAGAACUCGUCCAAGGCGGCGGACGGCCCCGUGGCGACGGCAGCGGCGAAGACGGUCAGCGCCUCGAUGGACGACUCGGAGAUGAAGAAACUAUCAGAGGAGUGCCGGAGACUGCAGGCUGAGAUGGGCAAACUGACCGAGGAGAACAGACAACUCAAGGUUAGACUGCAGGUUAGGGGUUGUAGAUGGACAACAGACUGGUCUGUAGGUUAGGGGUUGUAGAUGGAC